AUGAAGACAGGCGUCAGUAUUGCCUCACUCAGCGUCACUGUUGCGAAUAUUUCGCUCACAAUGGCACAGAACAUGUCUUACGGGGCCGACAACUGGUACCGCAGCGAUCAGGUGACUGUUCAGCCGAUCAACUUCCUGACCCAAUUUCGAACUUCCGUCGCGGGGAACAUCUUCAUUCGCAACGAUCUUGCUCGCAACAACCAGACCGCCAGUACGCCUGCAAUUGUCGUCGGUCACCCAAUGGGUGCGGUAAAGGAACAGAGUUCCAACCUCUAUGCCACGAAGAUGGCUGAGCAGGGCUUUGUGACCAUCUCUCUCGAUCUCCCAUUCUGGGGCUCUAGCGAGGGCGAGCCAAUGAACACCGUGUCGCCAGACUUCUACGCCGAGGCUUUCAGCGCGGCAGUGGACUAUCUAGGCACACAGGCAUUUGUUGAUCGCGAGCGGAUCGGCGCGAUUGGUGUUUGUGGCAGCGGUUCAUUUGUUAUCAGCGCCGCCAAAAUCGAUUCCCGCAUCAAGGCCAUCGCCACAUCGAGUAUGUACGACAUGGGAUCAGUAUCCCGCAACGGACUUCGUCAUGCCCAGACUGUUGAGCAGCGCAAAGAAAUGAUUUCACGUGCAUCAGAGCAGCGUUGGGCCGAGGUUGACGGGGCAGAGGUCGCAGUCACUGGCGGCACACCUAACGUGCUCACCAAUGAGUCAACCCCCAUUGACCGCGAGUUUUAUGACUACUAUCGCACCUCGCGUGGUGAGUUCACGCCACCCACAACAACGCCAAACCUCACCACCCAUCCUACCGUCGCAAGUCAAACUAAGUUCUUGAAUUUCUAUCCCUUCAACGAUAUCGAAACCAUCUCCCCACGCGCGAUGCUCUUCAUCUCGGGUGACCAGGCACACUCUCGCGAGUUCAGCGAGGAUGCCUAUGCGCGUGCUGGCUUGCCAAAGGAGUUAGUCUGGAUUCCAGGCGCAGGACACGUCGAUCUUUACGACCGCGUCGAGCUAAUUCCCUUCCCCAAGCUCACCGAAUUUUUCCAGCAAAAUCUUGCCGCGAACUAA
Botrytis deweyae is the source of this 1053-nucleotide messenger RNA. RefSeq lists its product as uncharacterized. NCBI's taxonomy places the organism in Eukaryota, Fungi, Ascomycota, Leotiomycetes, Helotiales, Sclerotiniaceae. The coding region runs from base 1 to 1053 and encodes 350 amino acids. The transcript has a single exon. The record is from RefSeq and is a predicted model, not a curated record.